UGUGUGUGUGUGUGAGUGAGUGAGUGAGUGAGUGAGUGAGGAGGGCUGGUCUCUGACAUCACCGCCCUGUUGUUGAAUAUUUGCUUGCAGUCUGAGACGCCUUCACUUUGGCUGCAGGAGGACCAGAGGACGCAGCCAGCAUGCGGACUGAGAGCAGCGAGCUGCGGGCCGCUGAGUCGUCUCACCGGGACCUGCUGACCGGGGAGGCUCAGGGCUGAGAGUCCAGCAGGGACCCGGAUCGCGAAGUCACGUGGUGAAGCCCCCGUACCGGUUCCUGUGUGGCCCAGAGUGCCUGUGAAUCUCGUCGCGCCGCGGUGCGCCUGCUGAGCGCCCUCAACUCAUACUGGGAUCAGUUCGGUCCAGGCAGACAGACCGAAGGACGCGCGUUCGUGUCCGCUCCGUGAGGAUUACCUGUGAGUCACCUGGAGGACCUGAGGAGAUGGAUAACUCCUGUUACUUGCUGGCGCUGCUCAUGGUCCUUCUCUCUCUGGGCGUCGGGAUUGAGGAGGGCAUGUGCCAGCACUACUUUCUCCUCCGGCCCAUCCCCAGUGACACUCUGCCCGUAGUGGACCUAAAGGAGGACCCGGACCCGGCGCUGGACCCUCGGGAGAAGGACCUGAACGACACGGAACUCAGGAGCACUCUGGGCAGCCACUUCGAGCCGCACUUCAUGUCCGUGUCCCCGCCGGAGGACAAGUACUCCGGGAACGAGGAGGGGAGCGAGGCGGACCUGCGGCAGAAGCUGUCCGGGGCCAUGCCCAAAGAGAUCCGGGCCAUGGAGUUCGAGGUGCAGCACGGCAAGAAGCAGAAGCCGAGCAAAAAACUGCGGCGAAGGCUGCAGCUGUGGCUGUGGUCGUACGCCUUCUGCCCGGUUGUUUACGCAUGGAACGACCUGGGCAGCAGAUUCUGGCCGCGCUACGUGAAGGUGGGGAGCUGCUACAAUAAGCGGUCUUGUUCGGUCCCUGAGGGGAUGGUCUGCAAACCUGCCAAAUCGACUCAUUUUACGAUCCUGCGAUGGCGCUGCCUGCACAAAAAGGGGGGUCUGAAGUGCGCCUGGAUACCCGUUCAGUACCCCAUUAUAUCAGAGUGCAAGUGUUCCUGCCAGAACUGACAGCGACAAGCAGCAAGAACUCCACACGGACCGUUUAAUCCCGCAGACUGACGAGUCCUGAAAACCUGUCACUGAUUUCACAUCAAAUCAGCUUUUCUAAAAUCUUCGUCCUGUCUGUAAAAAUGUUCCGAAGUGUGAAGAGAAGAAGUUCAACUCAAACUGAGGUCUGCAGGCUUGUCAGAAUGUAUAUGUGAUGUACAUGUUUUUUAUUAUUGUCAUGACAGAACUUUGCAUAAAAAGGAAGGUCAGUAUUCUUAAUCUAAUCUACUGUAUUUGUUAAACGUAUCCGCGUUGUAUCUGCUUAUAUUUAUGAUGGAGAGUCCAAAUGUUCAUCCUGAAGGGCUCCUGCAGCUAAUCUCUGAGAUUAAAAUGAAUUGAAGUCCC
Molecule: messenger RNA, 1495 nt
Organism: Scatophagus argus
Lineage: Eukaryota; Metazoa; Chordata; Actinopteri; Scatophagidae
Gene: nog3
Product: noggin 3
Exons: 1
Coding region: 440-1111 (223 amino acids)
Biological process (GO): negative regulation of cell differentiation; osteoblast differentiation; dorsal/ventral pattern formation
Source: RefSeq, a predicted model, not a curated record